Trachemys scripta elegans is the source of this 3547-nucleotide messenger RNA. RefSeq names its product solute carrier family 35 member A5 (gene SLC35A5). Gene Ontology annotation, cellular component: Golgi membrane. The coding region runs from base 1053 to 2141 and encodes 362 amino acids. The transcript has 6 exons. Gene Ontology annotation, molecular function: pyrimidine nucleotide-sugar transmembrane transporter activity. Gene Ontology annotation, biological process: pyrimidine nucleotide-sugar transmembrane transport. Lineage: Eukaryota; Metazoa; Chordata; Testudines; Emydidae. The record is from RefSeq and is a predicted model, not a curated record.
AAAAUACGAUUUUUUUUUUUUAAAUCAUUGAUUUUUAUCCACCCUGGUCUGUACACCCCAACAGGCAGUCAACUCAAGUGAAAAGCACCAUCAUACUGUAGUGAAGGGUUUUUGUGUAUGGACAGGACUAGAGCUAGGGGCAACACUCAAGUUAUAACUUGAGUUAACUCUGAAGUGAAGACAAGCCCUGGGUCUGUGAUCUCUUCAGAUCUUAUAAGCUAAGCCAGGGUCAGGCUUGGUUACCUAAUGCUGUAAAAAGUGCUGAUGGCGACUCUUAUGGUUCUCGGGAUACCCAGGACUGAGAGUCAUCUUAUUACCCUCUGCCUCCAGCAUGAGGGAGUCUUGCCUGUGCCUUGCUGGGCAUCAGCUCCCUAACACCAGCCUGUCAGCCACUGAAGCACUCUCCUCUGAGCUAUGCCAGUCCUGUCUUUACCUUUCAGAUUAACAGUAGGUGCAUCCUGGUCCCUGAAUCCCUUCAAGAGUUCCCCUGUGAUAUCCAGCCCGACACUAGCUACUGUCAGAAAUCCCAGAUCCGCUGCCCCCAAAGGCACAGUGUACUGCAGUUUACUAGUUUUACCUUAAAUCCUCUCCUCUAUAUAAUGCACAGCACUUAUGAGCACUUAAAAGAAGAUUAAGAAAGAAUAGAUGUUCCACUGGAAAUGAGAGAGUGGUGGAAACAAAUGGUUAAAAUACAAAGCAAAAUCCUAAAGGAUGAACCUGGGUCUAUGUUCAUUAAUAAUUACCUUUCCUAUCUAAAAAAGUAGGUGUCCCCCCCCCACUCACCCCCCAAAAAUGUACAGUCUGUGGCAGAUCUGGCUGGCUUCACAGACCAGGAUCCAAUUUUUCAUGAGAACAUUCCUGCGCCUCAAGAUGUUUCCUCCUCAGUCUUCUUCAUAAAGUGAAAAAGAUCAGUGGUUAACCUCACCAUUUCAUAAAGCAAAAUAGUAGAAGACUGAUACUUUUGUACAGGAGAGAACGACAACCUUGUGGGACUUCAACCAUUUUGUAAUAGAGACUGAAAAGGAACUUGAGUGAAAUACUGGUUUCCACAAAUGUUAAUGAAAAAGCCAAGUUCAGAGGGACGUUCAUAUAGUGACUUUGGAUGCACCUCAUGGAGGGAGUUUUAUAGCUACAUGAAGUGGUCAGUUCCGGCCUUUCUGUACUUUUUGGAUAACCUGAUUGUUUUCUAUGUAUUGUCCUACCUCCAACCAGCCAUGGCUGUAUUAUUCUCAAAUUUUAUCAUUAUAACAACUGCGCUCCUAUUCAGGAUAGUGCUAAAACGGCAGCUCUCCUGGGUGCAGUGGGCAUCUCUACUGAUUUUGUUCCUGUCCAUCAUAGCCCUGACUGCAGGGACCGGAAGCCAUCAGCACAGCUUGGCCACACACGGGUUUCAUCAUGACAUGUUUUUCAGCUCAUCAAAUCGCUGCCUUCAGUACACCAGGCCGGAGGAAGAGUGCUGGGGAGGAGACAACUGUACGGAAACAGGGUUCUUUCCCAGCUUCAAGUGGAAUGUCACUGCUACCACUGCAGGAGCAUUGAAACCUCUCCGCCUCGGCUUGGGCCAUCUGCUGAUAAUAGUGCAGUGUUUCAUCUCUGCUUUGGCCAACAUCUAUAAUGAGAAGAUCCUGAAGGAAGGGGACCAGCUCAAUGAAAGUAUAUUUGUGCAGAACAGCAAGCUAUAUGUCUUCGGGGUGCUGUUCAAUGGGCUGAUGCUGGGCCUGCGCUCUGAGAACCGUUGGCAGAUAGAGUACUGUGGCUUCUUUUAUGGCCACAAUGUGUUCUCUGUAGCUCUCAUUUUUGUCACUGCCUUCCUGGGGCUGUCCGUGGCCUUCAUUCUGAAGUUCCGAGACAACAUGUUCCACGUCCUGACUGCACAGAUCACCACCGUGAUCAUCACCAUUGUGUCCAUUGUCAUCUUUGACUUCAAGCCUUCUCUGGACUUCUUCUUGGAAGCACCUGUGGUGCUUCUUUCCAUAUUUAUCUACAAUGCCAGCAAACAUCAAGGCCUGGAAUAUGCCACUCAGCAGGAGAGGAACAAACUCCUCGGUGAGAUCUGGGAGCGAUCCAGCGGGGAUGGAGAGGAACUUGAGAGACUGACCAAAGCAAACAGUGACAUUGAUACAGAUGAAGAUGCCUUCUAGCAUGAGCUUGUGCAACUGAGUGCUGGGUAUUCUCCAAGAGAACAGUGUUGGUAUCUUUUUAAACUAUGGGAUAGUCUUUUUUCUAAGUGCAACAGUUAAAACUGUUUGGAUGGUUUUGUGAUUCCAGAGGAUGUGUAUUUUGUGUUUUUAAGUUGUGCAAAUAAAACACAGUUCCAAGAUCAGAAUAGGGUGUGUCCAGGUUUGGGGCUGGGAUGUCUGAUGAGGAAAAAAUGAGUAAAGCCCAUUGGAUUUCAGAAGUUGACAAGGAAAGCUAGAGAAUUAUCAGUUCGAGCCUUAUAUAUUAAGGGUUUUUUUCUCUUCUCACACUAGUGUAAAUCAGCAGUUAAUUCCAGUGAUAAUAAAAGUUGUAUAUGAGAGAGGUUUGGCCCUAGCUUAAUGAUUUGGGUCACAUGGGUGCUGUAUUAUGUAUAGUAAUCCAGAACACUCAGUGUCCUCAAUUGCACGUGUUUGUCUAUCAUACACUAGGGUUGUAUAGGGGUAAUAAUAUUUCUCAUUGGUGAAGGGCCUGAUCCUGUAAACCUCAGAUCCAUGAUCCUGAUUCAUUUGAGAAUAGUCCCAUUGAAUGGGCCCCUAACAUUUGUAAAGUGCUUUAAAGAUAUGAAGUGUUAUAUAAGUGCUAGGUAUUCUUAUUUCCAGGGCUACAUGUUCAUUGGUAUCGUGCACCCCUCUGCAAUUUGAUUAAGGGAUGAUUCCACAGCUGCAGAAUGAGUUUCCUCAUUUCUGCAGUGAUUUGCAGGCACUGCUGCUCCUAUGUGUCCUGUGGAACAUUACACCCAAUUAUAAAUAAUUUAUAAAUAAAUAAAUAAAUAUAAAUUCUGUUUGUUUGGUAACGUGAUAAGUGUUGCACAGUGGCAGAGAAGCUUUCCUGAUAUUCAGAAUACAAGCUUUUAAAUAAACAGAGGUUUCAUAUACUUUCCUUUGGGGAAGUAAUUUCAUUCUUACUCUACCUGGAAUUGCAGUUUGCCCAUCACAAGACAUCAGGGAUUUUCAUUCUAGUUCACUAUAAAAGUAGUUACCUUAUGUCCAAAUUCACUGUAAGUGCAUUUCACCAUAUCUGUAAAUACAGUGUUUUAAAUCUAAAAAGAUAAACUUGACCCCAAAUUUAGGUUUUUGUAAAAACAAGCUUAAAAAACAACAACCCUAAGAAAUAUUUCUGUAGUAUUAAAAAAAAUCAGAUUAAUGGGUUCUGUUUAGACCAACAUUUUUCUGCAUUGUUUGCAGCCCAGAUGCUACAAAACUGCGCUAGUGUGUGGGGUGGUCUAGAUCAGUGGUCUCCAAACUUUUUUGAUCACGCACCCCUAUCAGUAAAAAAAUUUUGACCACACACCCCCUGAAAAAGCCACUCGGACUCCCGCCUGAGCUGACAAAGCAAAAAAAAAAAAAAA